UUAGAAUCAAAACAUCCGCAGGCUCGAGAAUGAGGUCGAGAAUGAGCUUGAUAACGACCAGCAUCGCUUUUGUCUGCAUGGUGGGAGUUGUUGGAAAAUCAGCAGCAGCCAUGGAGGAGUCGCCGGGAUCCUCUUUGAAUCUUCAACACUACAACUCGAUGCUGAAUUCCGCCGGACUCGACGAAACGUUCCCGGAUAAGAGGGCGUACACCUACGUGUCGGAGUAUAAGAGGCUACCCGUUUACAACUUCGGAAUUGGCAAACGUUGGGUCGAUAACAGCGAUGACAAGAGAGGGCGCCAGUACUCAUUCGGAUUGGGCAAGCGAACGAAGCAGUACAGUUUCGGGCUGGGCAAACGCAGCGACACCGCGGACUACCCCAUCAGGAUGAACCUGGACUACCUGCCGCUGGCAUACCGCUCCCAGGAGAACCUGGACGACUUCCUCGAAGAGAAACGCGCCAUACAACCGUACAGCUUCGGCCUAGGCAAGAGGGCGGCGCGCGUACUCGUCGAAGGAAACGGUAAAAGACCGAGCGACGCUUUCGGUCAGAGAUACCACUUCGGCCUGGGCAAGAGGAUGUCCGAGGACGAGGACGACUCGUUGGAAUAGGAACUCGUCGAGGAAGCUUCGCGCGGAGGCAGAUCCAGGGACCUGGCCGCGGAGCAGCUCGCGUAAACGACGUAGCUCUAUUUCGAUGUCGCAGAGUUCUGUUGUCAGACGAAAUAUAACGAUAACGCACCAAUAAAGACACGUUUUGAAGUUUCAACGCCUCCUUUCCGAUCUGUUCUCUCCUUGCGACUGUAACGGGAUGCGUAACCGAGGGGACGCCCCAAAGAAAGGUCCUGCAGAGCUGCACUGUCGAUAAUUUUGUGCUAUAUUCAACAUAAAUCACACGCCCCAAACAAUAUUUUACGAUACUACGAAGUUUAACAAACACGUGUAACAAACACACCCAUCUGUAGCUGACAGAGAUUUUCACUGAAAAAUUAAAUAAAUGAAUUUAGAAGAUUGAGUGUUAAGAAAAACAAGUCCGGAUAGGAUUCGUGAACUUUGACCUGGGUUGUAAGAUGAGAUACAAACGUUAGAUUAUAUAAUUUCCGAUUGUACGGGAACAAAAUUUUAGCUUCGCAAUUUAUUUUCACGAGUAUCUCCGGCACUGAAAGUAUUAAAUAAAUGUGUACCAUUUAUUAUUUAGUAAAACAGCAACGUCAAGUACAGCAAAUGGCAAAUGGCAAAUGGUACACGGGGCUACGUUACCUGAUAUGGUCCAUUAACCGUCGCGUUCUAGUAUAUUUGUUCUAUAGAAAUAUAGAACAGGUGUAUUUCGUUCAAUUUCUUUUACCUCCCUGCGGCGAUAGCAUUGGCUCGUCCAUAUCCGAGCUUUGAAGUUUUAAUGUCGAGGUUGAGAGGUCCUGGAUAUCAAAGUAUCUCUUAAGCGACUCGCUUAUAAUUAAACGAAUUAUUUAUUAAGAAAACAUGUUUUCACUUCUGGUCAUCGCCUUGCCUGCAACAGAAAGAACGUGAUGUCGUUGGUCUUUGCGUAGAUCAGGAAUCGAUGUCUUUCAGUGUCUACCCCUCUCCUCCUCCCCUUAAGAGGUCGUCAAUUUGGUUUUGCUUUUUGCAAUAACGAUUGCAGACCUGGGCAGACAUGAUUUUAAACAAUGGUCACAUUCUACUUUAACAACAACAAUUUGACGUUUAUAUACGAGGUGGUGGAACAGAAAUAGAGCAGUAUUAAGAGUUACCGUUAAAGUGGAACGCGAUCGUUGAUAAUUAAAUUCAAUUGAAAUUACUUUUUUAUUCCGAUCUUCCCCAGGUGUGACAACACCUUUCGUGAAUUCGACUGAACGCGUCCGUGCGAGCAUCGAGUAUAGAAAUGUCGUCGAUCGAGUUAUUAUUUAAACGAUUGGAUAUGCGUCAUCUGCGAUUACGAAAUGUCAUUUUACAUUAGGCCCGAUUGUCACCUGUCACAGAAUUUUCUUCGUGUUUCACCGCCAGUGAAUCUUGUACGUCUCUUUAUGAAAACGUUCCAACUUGUGUUUAACGAUUUAUCGAAUAAAUGUUCCCCGGUGAAAAAAGAAAA
Messenger RNA from Hylaeus anthracinus, 2085 nucleotides. RefSeq names its product allatostatins-like. The record is from RefSeq and is a predicted model, not a curated record. The transcript has 2 exons. Gene Ontology annotation, molecular function: neuropeptide hormone activity. Bases 30 to 611 code for a protein of 193 amino acids. NCBI's taxonomy places the organism in Eukaryota, Metazoa, Arthropoda, Insecta, Hymenoptera, Colletidae.